AUGGCUACUGCCGCAGAGUUACUCUUUCCAAAGCUAGUAGUCUUUGGUGCUACAGGACCAACAGGCCUUGCAGUUGUUCAGCAAGCUCUGGAAAAAGGCCAUGCCGUCACCGCCGUAGCAAGAAACCCCGAAUCCUUUCCCAUAAAGUAGGUGAUUUUCAUAGCUAUGGUUGCUGAUGUCUGUUGUCUUUAAAUCUCGAGCUUGUGAGCCGAAACAAUCUUUGCUUGUCUCGUUCAAUACUUACACGGGUCGAGGUUAUUUUUAAGGCAAACAAAAAUCGUUCGGUUUCAUUGCAAUGUUUUAAGACAUCACAAUUAGCAAACUGAGCGUAUUUGAUACGAAUACAUGUCUCUCCUUUACACUAAUAUCAGAACUUGGCGAGUGGAACUAGUUCAGUUUGUCCCAUUAAGAUUGCUGUUGUCAUACAUAGUGUAUGUGAAAGAUUCUGUGAUGUUUAUUCUUACACAAAAUCAGUAAGAUGGCAGUAAAUCGGGAGAAAAUUUGGCAAAGCAACAAUAAUGGCGAUCGAAGAAUAGGAAUACACGCAACCUAAUUUGCAUAAUUAUAUUCUUUUCACCUGCAUCACUCUUGACUGCGUUUAAGCAAAUUGCCAUCGGUCUUGGUCAAACAUAAAUUGAGGGCUAGAAGAGAAGCUCAGUUAGUUUUUAAACCAUCAAUCUCUAAAGCAAGAUCUUGUAAAUUUACCAAAGUACAAGCUGAUUUAAGUUAUUUUUAAAAGACUGAUGGGUGUCACGACUUCUACAACCCUGAUUAGUCAGUCACGCAUGUUUUUUGGGCUUCUAAUUAAACAUGAGUUACGUUUCAGUCAAUGAGUUUUGUAUCGCGAAGAGCGCUGCCACGCAGAGUCAAGGUAAGUAUAAUUAAAAACCAGAUAACCUGCAAGUUCUCCCGGAAAUAAUUUUUGGAUUUUUCGCCUCAGACAAGAAAACCUCGAAGUGGUCAAAGGAGAUAUCUUUGAUGUAGAGUCUCUGGUUCCCAUCAUCGAAGGAAAAAAUGCUGUGCUGUCAUGUCUGGGUUUUCACAAAGGAACAAUUUUCUCGCCGACAACGCUAUACUCAAAAUCAAUAACUCCUAUCACAUCAGCAAUGGAAAGGUAAUCGAGUUUUUAUAUAACGUGAAACACCUGCAGACAGAGAAAUACAGUGAGCAUUAAAUAUUUACAAAGAUUUUACAAAGGAUAGAGCUGAGAGACUGAAACCCCUUGAAAAGGCCUCAUUGGACACAUUGUCUUCCUCAAGUCAUAUUCAGACUCAAUAAUCCGGUUUCCCUAAGAUGUGACCAAUGCCCUGCAUUUUGCUGGUAUACUUUAACAAAGAAUGUGGGACUGUUAACCCUCAAAGUGCCCAGUCCCCCUAGGAGUAUAAAUGGAACUGGCGAAUUGCUCAGGGAAGCUUGAUAGCUUAGGGGUAACCUUGCGAUGGACUAAAAUUUUAUGGGGAAGGGGUGGAGUAGUGAUACUCUUAGUCGCUCCAUGGUAUGGUAAUUGAAUAAGCUACGACUACGUAGGUCACUCGAGUAUAGACUUAAAUUCUGGCAAAGAACAAAUAGAGAAGAGAACAAAAGUCCUCAUGAUCUCUAAAGAUCAAAUACCUUGGCUUCCUCCUCUCUUAACACAUAAAGGGCCGGUUGCUUAAACGAAGUUUAGCCGUUUUUCGAAUAAACAGCGUUCUAUCUUUUGCUGAAUCUUCUUUAUCUCAACAUUCAUAUUUGUAAACAGUGGCAAUAGGGCCGACUGAAAGCAAGUAGUGGAAAACAACCCUCUUACAGAAAAUACGUAAGGACCACUGGAUGCGUAAAUCUGCGAUUUGGAGUAGACCUCCAGUUUAUAACCGGCCCAAAGUGUUAACUUCUUCGUUUUGAUCGCACUCAACAGGACAGGUGUCGGCCGAUUGGUUUGUAUGACUGGUAUUUACACUCAGAAAGAUCCGUCAAAUCCCAGGUUGUGGGACUGGUUUGGAAGGCCACUGGCACGGGCUUUCAUAAAUGAUAUGGUGCUGAUGGAAAAUAUUGUAAUGAAGUCCAAUAUCUGUUACACUAUUGUGCGACCUCCAAUCCUGACGAAAGGUACAUAAUAACAUACUAUGAGUACUAUCGAAUCAUGUUUCCAUUGAUUAUUUACCUUUCUCUCCCUGAAAGCUUAUAUCGCACAAAUUUGGUGAAAAACGAUGAAUCUACUACACCAAUUAUGAUUUAUUUCUCUUUUCUAAUCGAGGAUUUCAAACAUAUUGUUCCCGAAUGCAACAGUUUGGUUAGUAAUUAUGCUCGAAGUCUUGUCUUUAUUUAUGAUCCAAUGAAAAUUUUCCAGGCUAUGCACUUAAAAUAGAUUAUUAUUCUAACUCUUACGGGAACGAUAAAGUUGUGUUCAGAGUCACCCUCGUAAGUGCUCAUGCUGAGUGUAAAAAAUAUAUAUAUUCAAGCAUUUAAAAAGAAUGAGAUUCAGCUUUGAAGAUCCUUCUCCGGCCAUGCCUCACGUACAUUACAAUUUCAAGUUUACGAACAUUUUGAAUGACCUUAAUUAGUGACCUAGCCGAACUACGACAAACAACCCACAAUAAAGUUUUCCUAACACAGCCCUGUUCCACAGACUAACCUUAAACAUACGACCAUCUCACUACAGCUGUUUCAAGCUGGGGAAACUUUGUCCAAACGCUAUGCAAAUCUAUAACUUUAGAUACUCAAGGUAGCGAGGCCUCCUUAAUAGCCCGGAUGUCAUUGUGGAGGGGAUUGCUAAAUCAUAAGUACCUUUGUACACGUUUUUGUCUGAAUUUUUUCUUUGUUUUUUUAGGCCCUUUGACCGAAACUAAUUAUGUGGUAGCAGAGGGACAGUCUGUACCAAGAUCUGCCUGGAGAGUUUCUCGCGCUGAUGUCGCUCACUUCAUGCUGAAGUCAUUACAGAGCAAUGAAUGGGACAACAAGGGCGUCGCAAUCGCUGGCAAGAAGUAGAGUCUUCUUGUAGUCGUUAAGUUUGCCUCCAAGUAGAGGCACUUGCUUAGUCAUAGUUAAGGAGAAGAUGCUCCAAAUAGACGAACGAAAACGCACCCUUGCAAGCAAGCUGUUCAGUUGGCCGAAAUUACCGUUUUAUUUUAUCUUAUUGGAUAAGAAAGGCGGGGUUAUUUGCCGCAUUGCACACACUGUAGUUCAAAUCUCUUCAAAUACGUUGGGUCAAAGAGGCUUCAAAUAAAAGCUAAAGCAAAGCUC
This is a messenger RNA of Pocillopora meandrina, 3219 nucleotides long. The record is from the annotation of a GenBank genome assembly. NCBI's taxonomy places the organism in Eukaryota, Metazoa, Cnidaria, Anthozoa, Scleractinia, Pocilloporidae.